This is a messenger RNA of Aspergillus terreus NIH2624, 1041 nucleotides long. Its product is annotated as phosphotransferase family protein. The transcript is spliced from 2 exons. Bases 1 to 1041 code for a protein of 346 amino acids. The record is from RefSeq and is a predicted model, not a curated record. NCBI's taxonomy places the organism in Eukaryota, Fungi, Ascomycota, Eurotiomycetes, Eurotiales, Aspergillaceae. Gene Ontology annotation, cellular component: mitochondrion.
AUGGCUUUGCCAAUUCCGGGCGUAUACGCUUGGAGCUCAGAGCCGAAAAACCCGGUAGGCGCGGAGUAUAUUCUUAUGGAAAAGAUACAAGGAGUUCCCCUUGCAGAACGUUGGGGGCAAAUGAACAUCUUGGAGAGAUACAAACUCAUCGAUCAAAUUGUGGACAUCGAGAAGAAGUUGGCAGGAUUGACGUUUCCAGCCUAUGGAAGCCUCUAUCUACGAGACUCGAUGCUGCUGGAUGGAACUGGUCAGCAUGCACUCCCGGCAGAUUUGGACCCGGACGGGCUGUUCUGUAUUGGACCGUCCUGUAGUCGAAGCGUGUGGAAUAGGAGAUCUGCUGAUGUGCGCAUGCCAGAUGCUGGACCCUGGCUGUACAUGUUGGAAUUUGCAGAAUCUAUGCCACGUCGUGCACUGCGUCUCAUUGCUCAUUCAAGAGCUGAAGUCCAGGCGGAACUCUCUCGUUUCAAUGACGAUCAGUCCGUCGACGAGUAUGUAGACCUUUUACAAAAGGUCCUGGAGAUCUUGCCAGUCCUAUCGCAAGACCCACGCGUGACGCAAGCGCAGACCUCAGUUCUGUGGCAUACUGACUUGCAUCUUGGGAAUAUCUUUGUCUCCCAUGAGGAGCCGACCUUAAUCUCCGGCAUCAUUGACUGGCAGUCCGCUCAAGCCGCUCCAACGCUAAUCCAAGCACGAUUUCCCGAAUUCCUCCAACCACCGAGAAACUAUAUCCCCGGUGCCACAGCCCCUAGUCUGCCUGACAACUUCGACGAAUUAGACGCGGAUGAAAAGGCCAAAGCUACGGAAGAGAAUGAACUGGCAUCGCAGUCUAAGUACUAUGAGAUGUCCUGUCUUGCAUAUAACAAGCAUGUCUAUGAUACAAUGAAGCUUGACCGACGACUAUGGGAGCCCUUUACAUGUUCGCAGCUUUCCUCAGAUGGCAGCCUGGUCCCACUGCGUGACUCCUUGGUCCGGAUCUUCCUUGGUUGGCAUAUUCUCGGCCUACCUGGUCAUUGUCCGUUCAAGUUUACGAGGAAGAGCUAA